This is a messenger RNA of Bipolaris victoriae FI3, 2433 nucleotides long. RefSeq lists its product as hypothetical. Gene Ontology annotation, cellular component: nucleus; nuclear origin of replication recognition complex. The transcript is spliced from 2 exons. Bases 1 to 2433 code for a protein of 810 amino acids. The record is from RefSeq and is a predicted model, not a curated record. Gene Ontology annotation, biological process: DNA replication initiation; DNA replication. Lineage: Eukaryota; Fungi; Ascomycota; Dothideomycetes; Pleosporales; Pleosporaceae. Gene Ontology annotation, molecular function: DNA replication origin binding; ATP hydrolysis activity.
AUGGACGACUCUCCACGAUCAGCGAAACGGAGAAAGCUGGAUGCCCCCAAGUCCACCGAGUCGACCGCAUUGAGGAAGCCAUCGACGAGGAAACCCACCGGCAGGCUGGCCAAGCCAUCUACCAGCAAUACAGACAAUGACAAAACACCAAAGGUCGACAAGAAACCUGUCAGGGCAGCCAAGGGAAGGACGUUGAAGAGCGCAACAAAUGGCACAGCUGCGAAGCCGACGGCAGCGAAAAAUGUAGACGUUUACGACGAUUUUGAAGGCGCAUUCGACAUAGAAGUACCGUCCAAAGCGAAUCGUCAACCGUCACAGACAGCACCACAGGGAGAUGUGGCAAGCGCUGCGCAUGUUGCAGAGGAACCACAGCCAGCCGCUCCACCCAAACGUAGGAGGGGCCGACCUACCAAUGCAGAGGUGGCAGCCCGCAAGGCUGCGGCGAAUGGAGAUGCAAUCAAUGUUAUUCCUUUGGCAACGCGCCCGGCGGCUGCGAAACCUACCGUAAAGACUGCCCGCAAGCCAGCAGCCCCUCGAGCAAAAGCCCCCAGAAAGAAGAAGGAACCAAGUCCAAUUCCCGAAGAAGACGAGGGUGAAGAGGACGACUUGCAGGACUCGAGCAAGGCUACCACGCCUCCAAAGCCGCCUCCUGCUCGAAAGACGGCGACGAGUACACAAAAGAAGGCGGUACCAGAGACGUCUGGCGCAGGUGGGAUCACUGCUCCAGCAACAGCCCCUAGACGGCGCAAACCUACAACCAAGGAGACCAGUACAGCAGUGAACGAGGACGAUCUUCCAGAUGCAUCCCCGACUGGAAACAAACGACUACCCGCGAGCACAACACGGCGCCUGAAUCACACCGAUCACAUUGCAAACAACGGCGAAGAGCGAUGGUCAGAUGUUGAAGGACAAGCCGAUACACACAAUGACGAUGACGACUUGGACGUGGAUGGCAACAGUGCCUUGGGCAGUGUCUUGGACCCUACCGAACCUAGCCCGUUCAAUAAGCCAACUUCAGCGCAAAAGAAAAGUUCUGCUCUACCUCUUAUAUACAGCAACCUUGCCCCAGGUCAUGAGUUGGAUUUGAUCAAGACUAUUGUUAUGGAACGGAUCACUGGCAAACGUCCCUCGCCUCUGGUCGGCUUGGAUGAGGAAUACAAAUCUGUACACCAAGUUGUUGAACACACCAUCACUGCUGGCGAGGGUAACUCUAUGCUUAUCAUCGGCGCUCGGGGUAGUGGGAAGACAGCACUCGUAAACAAAGUCCUCUCCGAAGUUUCCAAAGACAAUGGUGGAUACUACCAUGUUGUUCGACUAAACGGAUUUGUACACACUGAUGACAAGAUUGCGCUGCGAGAAAUCUGGCGCCAGCUAGGCAAGGAGAUGGACAUAGAAGAAGACGGCAGUGGGCCUGGUAAGAACUACGCCGACACGCUAGCCACACUGCUCGCUCUGCUCUCACAUCCGUCUGAACAGACAGGUGAAGAUACAGAUCAAGUAGCCAAAGCAGUCAUCUUCAUUAUGGACGAGUUUGACCUCUUUGCCCAUCACCCUCGCCAGACGUUGCUGUACAAUCUCUUUGACAUUGCACAAUCGCGGAAAGCUCCCAUCGCCGUUUUGGGUCUGACAACGCGCAUCGACGUGACCAAUACUCUGGAGAAGCGUGUCAAGAGUCGAUUCAGCCAUCGAUACGUGCAUCUCAAACUAGCGACGUCGUUUACUGCUUUUCAGACCAUAUGCAAAGCUUGCUUGACGUUGGAACCAGAACAGUUGAGCGUCAAGGAGCGAGGCAUCUUAGGAGGCGGAGCCAAGUGUACACCGAAUAAAGGACAAAAAGGCGGUGCAAAGCAAGACAUGGUCAGCGAAUGGAAUGCCAACAUCUUCACACUCUUCUCAACCCCCACCUUCCUAACCCAACAUCUUGCAUCUUCCUUCUACCUCACAAAAUCCGUCCCUCAAGUCCUAACUUCCUUCCUCCUCCCCACCGCCACCCUCAGCCCCGAGAUGCCCUUCCAGCCGGGCUAUCUACUCAGCGCCCCAGAUUCAAAGCUAUCCCUCGUGCCCUCGCUAUCAACCCUCGCACUCUCUCUGCUUAUCGCCGCAGCCCGACUAGACAUCAUCCACGACUCGGACACGUGCAAUUUCAACAUGGCGUACGAUGAGUAUGUCACGCUGGCUUCGCGAGCGCGUAUUCAAUCGGCGGCGGGUGGACUCAGUAGCAGUAGUGGGGCGAGUAAAGUAUGGGGUAAAGAUGUAGCGCGUCGUGAGUGGGAGGGUCUGGUGGAGUUGGGCUUAUGCAUGCCGGUUGUUCAAGGUCAGGUGGGCUCGUUCGGUAUGGUGAGGUGUGAUGUUGCGCUUGAAGAGGUGGGCGAGGUGCUCAAGGGGAUUAGGGGUGGGGAUAAGGGCUUGGAGAGGUGGUGUCGCAGUAUUUAG